Messenger RNA from Wasmannia auropunctata (little fire ant), 647 nucleotides. Its product is annotated as lectizyme-like. The annotation marks the transcript as partial. The transcript has 2 exons. NCBI's taxonomy places the organism in Eukaryota, Metazoa, Arthropoda, Insecta, Hymenoptera, Formicidae. Gene Ontology annotation, biological process: proteolysis. Gene Ontology annotation, molecular function: serine-type endopeptidase activity. The record is from RefSeq and is a predicted model, not a curated record.
CAUUAUUAAUUCAAAUUUUAGAGAGGCCCCGAACAGGUCUCCGGAUGCCGCCGAUCUUGCCACCUUUUGCUCGCCCUCUCUCGCCUCAAGUGGUCGGUGGUGAAGAGGCACCAAAAGGCGGUUACCCGUACAUAGUUUCCCUGCAAAUCCUCUCUCAGCAUUUCUGCGCCGGAUCUAUCUUAAACGAAAAUUGGAUCAUGACAGCCGGGCACUGUGUCGACGCAGUUCCUUCUGUAGACUAUCUUACCGUCAAGGCUGGAAAGCACGAUAUUGCAACUAACGAGGCUACCGAACAGUCAGUCAAAGUGGCGAAAGGUUUUAUACAUGAAAGUUAUGGAGGUGGUGUUGGCCCAUAUGACAUUGGUCUGCUUAAGCUUGCAUCUCCAUUGAAGUUGACGAAUGAAGUACAAGCCAUCGAAUUAGCAGAUCCAGAGAGUGAUCCAACGGGAGAGGCUUGGCUUUGUGGAUGGGGCUCCGUCUCGAAUAGCCAUUUCCCCGAAAUGCCAGACAAACUUCAACAUGUUAAGAUGGAGUACGUCGAUCGCAAGACUUGCCACGAAGCCGUCGAAGACCUGACGGGAUCUUCGCCCGUUCAUGAAACCAAUGUUUGCACUGGGCCAUUAUACGACCAAAUCUCCGCGUGCAGC